Messenger RNA from Marchantia polymorpha subsp. ruderalis, 1148 nucleotides. The record is from the annotation of a GenBank genome assembly. NCBI's taxonomy places the organism in Eukaryota, Viridiplantae, Streptophyta, Marchantiopsida, Marchantiales, Marchantiaceae.
CCAGCGAAAGUGUCUCGACCCGAACGUGAAGAUCUUCUCUCAAUCCCGACUCAGCAGCUCAAACCGAAUCAUGGCUCGCUUGAAUGUUCAUCUUGUGCUUCUCGUGGCACUCGCCGCCGUCUUCACCCCCUCCGUGAUUGCAGGACGCCACAGCGGCCUCAUUCGCCAGCCCGUCCAUAAACACCUCGACAGCCGCCAUUUCAUCCCAAGGACUUGGGGUGUUGGACUACGACUGUUGUGCAUCCCCGACGUGUCUCAGAUUCUCGAGGAUCACGAGGGACGUCACAAAUGCGCAUACGACCACACCAGUGGAUACCGGGCCGUCGGAGUUGCCUACAACUUGGAUGAUGAUGUCGAUCAGCGCAAGUCCGAGUUGUCGACCCUGCUCGCAGAUUACGAAAAGGUUUACAAAGGAGAGGAUUGUUUGAAUAACCUGCAGAUCACAGCCCUGUUGGCUCUUGAUGCUCAGAGGGCUUUGGACAGAGCUGCAGAGAAUGUGAAGCCCCUCGAUGACUUUUGCUGCUCUGUGCAAGCUGUAUUCGCCGAUGUGCAGCAUUCUGUGGGAUCUGCCGAUAAGUUCCCCAACGACGAUUUGGAGACUUUCAUUGAGAAGGCUGCUUUGAAGGAAUACAAGUCUGCAGCGCAUGCAUUGGAGAGAACCCAGUGGUGUUCUGCUGAGGAGAACAAGAGGAGGUGCGAUGAUAACUUGGAAGUUCUUUCGCAAGGUUGCGACUAAAUCGUUGGAACCAAAAGAGAAAAACUGGUGGGCAGGAGAGAGCUGAUCAGUUCAGCUUCCGGACCGUUGUUGAGAACUUUGCAAUUGGAUUCCAAAGUGCAAUCCAAGACAGUCCACCUAGAAAACUGCGAGCGUUGUUGUUGGGGACAACAACAUUGGACUCUAGUUACGAAAACGAUUUUAGCUGUAGGCUAAACUGUUCUUGACUAGCAGGUCUUGUACAAAUUCUACAUGUAUGAAAGUAGCUUUUUCUUGUGUAAAACUUGUUUUGGAGUUAGAAUGGUAGAACCUUGCUUCGGAGGUGAUACUUCUUGGAUUUACAUAUUUUACGGUUUUUAAAAAAACCGUAAUUCUCGAUGUUUUUCACUCUGAUGUUUUCAAUAGCGACCAAUAACGUAACUUAAAACAUAAA